CCGGGACCCCUCCGCCCCUGGCCAUAAGAAGCCAGCGAGUCUCUGGGGUGGCCGGCCGCCUUGCAUCGCUGUGCCACAGCCCCGCUGCCAGCAGGGAGCUGGAGACAGGCCUGCAGGCAAGAAGAGCAGAGGCGAGACUGCCUGUGACAGAGGGGACAGCAAAACCUUUUCUGGAGCUCCAUGUGCAAAAAUGAAACCCCUGCCCACCCCUCUCCCACACAAGGAGAACAAAGCAAUGGGUUAAGCAGCGGGAGCCAAAGAAGAGGCGAAGUUUCAACACGUUACCUGCUAGCCAGGGCCACACUGUGACCAUGUCUGAGCUGGAGAAGGCCAUGAUCGCCAUCAUUGAUGCCUUCCACCAGUACUCAGGGAAGGAGGGAGACAAGCACAAGCUGAAGAAAUCAGAACUGAGGGAGCUAAUUAACAACGAGUUGACCCAUUUCCUUGGCGAGAUCAAAGACCAGGAGACUGUGGAUAAAGUCAUGGAGGCACUGGACAGUGAUGGGGAUGCAGAGUGCGACUUCCAGGAGUUUGUAGCCUUCAUUGCGAUGGUCACCGCUGCUUGCCAUGAGUUCUUCGAGCACGAGUGAGUUGGUGGGAAGCAGGCAAGCACCUCCUGCUCAAGCUGGAGAGACGCAGAGCAGCAUUGCUCCUCCAGGAAAAAGACGGUGCAAUUAGGGGCUCCUUGGAGUUAAGCUUGUGCUAGACUUAAGCAGCUUAUUAAGUUCUGUGUCUUUGUGAAUGGCUCAAGAAAGCCCACCUGGCUGGAUAUGGUGUGGAAACGCCUUGUCCCCAGCUCCUUCACUGCUGCUGUAUGCAAGGGACAUGCACGGGGCUGGAGGCAGGCAGACGCUGUGAUCCAAGACUGCUUGCAAAGAGAAAAGGGAAAUUUAAGGUCUUAGGUAGGAGGUGAGGGCAGAGGGGGUGGUUACAGAAGUCUGGUUCUGAGCCCACUGGCCUGAACAGAAAGGCUCCUGUUGAUUCCUGUGGGCUCUGACCACCCUGUGCAUGGUACUAACCCAGGCAGCACGGUCCCUUGCCCAGUCACAGGGGCUUAGCAGAGCCCACGCAUUUCUUGGCAAAUUGGGACACCCUUGGCUUGAAAGGCGAAGCAUAACAAUCUAACAGCUCAGGCUUUUCUCGUCCAUGAGUCCUCUUGCUUUUAACAUCCUGCAGAAUGGGAAGUGAGUCUCUGAGGCUCCCCGGGCUGGGGACAGCUUCCUGGCCUGGGAUGUGCCUUGGUAGGGCCUCCAGGCUCAGCCAGAAGGGAAGGGGGGGAUCCGCCCAGUGCGACCGCAGUGCUUUGACACAGGCCAGGCACAGCCUCCAGUGUGUGGAAAUAGUGAGAAUAAAAUGGUAUUUUGGUCUCUGGGCUGCAA
Tyto alba (common barn owl) is the source of this 1379-nucleotide messenger RNA. It is a transcript of the gene S100B, whose product is annotated as S100 calcium binding protein B. The record is from RefSeq and is a predicted model, not a curated record. The coding region runs from base 312 to 590 and encodes 92 amino acids. Gene Ontology annotation, molecular function: zinc ion binding; RAGE receptor binding; S100 protein binding. NCBI's taxonomy places the organism in Eukaryota, Metazoa, Chordata, Aves, Strigiformes, Tytonidae. Gene Ontology annotation, biological process: positive regulation of canonical NF-kappaB signal transduction; positive regulation of cell population proliferation. The transcript has 4 exons. Gene Ontology annotation, cellular component: nucleus; cytoplasm.